Messenger RNA from Miscanthus lutarioriparius, 1647 nucleotides. Lineage: Eukaryota; Viridiplantae; Streptophyta; Magnoliopsida; Poales; Poaceae. The record is from the annotation of a GenBank genome assembly.
AUGAGCUCAGCCGCUUCCGCGGCGCCGCCUGGCCGCCGCACUAGGAGCCGCCCGCCAUCAGCUUCUUCUCGUAAGUCUGAUGACCCCUCGGCCACCGCCGCCGCCGCCGCCAACGGGAAUGGGAACGGGAAGGACGCAUCCAAGCCCGCCUCCCCCCACCAGCUCACGGGGGAGAGGACAGUGAAGAAGUUGCGGCUGUCUAAGGCACUGACGAUACCGGAGGGGACGACGGUGUCGGAUGCGUGCCGGCGGAUGGCGGCGAGGCGGGUCGACGCCGUGCUGCUCACCGACGCCCAUGGCCUCCUCUCCGGCAUAGUCACCGACAAGGAUAUAGCUACAAGGGUGAUUGCUGAGGGGCUUAGGGUGGAGCAAACCAUAAUUUCCAAGAUCAUGACACGGAAUCCUAUUUAUGUGAUGUCUGACACGCCUGCCAUUGAGGCUUUGCAGAAGAUGGUUCAAGGGAAAUUUAGACACCUUCCUGUUGUAGAGAAUGGUGAGGUUAUUGCUAUGCUGGACAUUGCAAAAUGCCUUUAUGACGCAAUAUCAAGACUGGAAAAGGCUGCAGAACAAGGAAGUGCAAUAGCAGCUGCUGUUGAAGGUGUCGAACGUCAAUUAGGAGGCAACUUUUCAGUUCCUUCUGCUCUCAUUGAAACUCUAAGGGAGAGGAUGUUCAAACCUUCUUUGUCAACCAUUGUUACAGAGAAUACAAAAGUAGCAAUUGUUUCGCCUACAGAUCCUGUGUGUGUAGCAGCACAAAAAAUGCGAGAGUUUCGGGUUAAUUCAGUGGUUGUCGCUACAGGAAACACAUUGCAGGGGAUCUUUACCUCAAAAGAUAUACUUAUGCGUGUUGUGUCACAAAAUAUUUCCCCUGAGUUGACUCUAGUAGAAAAGGUGAUGACUGCCAACCCAGAUUGUGCCACGUUAGAAACAACAAUUCUCGAUGCAUUACAUAUAAUGCAUGAUGGCAAAUUCUUGCAUAUUCCUGUUAUUGACAAAGAUGGACAGAUUGCUGCUUGCCUGGAUGUUCUGCAACUUACCCAUGCAACUAUUCAAUUGGUUGAAGGAGGGAAUGGAACUGUGAAUGAUGUCGCAAACUCAGUAAUGCAGAGGUUCUGGGACUCUGCUCUUGCAUUGGAGCCUCCAGAUGAGGAAUUCGAUAGCCGUAGCGAGGUAUCCUUACUCCUGCAGUCAGAGGCUGGAGAUGGAAAGAGUAGUGUUUAUCCCCCUGUGAUUGGCAAUUCAUUUUCCUUUAAGCUUCAAGAUCGAAAAGGCCGUGUGCACAGAUUCACUUGUGGCUCAGAGAGCUUGGACGAGCUUGUGUCUUCUGUAAGACAAAGAUUAAGUAUUGCUGAUGAAAAAGAAGCAGUGCAACUCUUGUAUGAAGAUGAUGAAGGUGACCGAGUGCUGCUGACAACAGACGCCGAUCUUGCUGGUGCAGUGCUGCAUGCCAAAUCAUCUGGGUUGAAGGUGUUGAAGUUGCACAUCGAAGAUCCCAGUUUGAAUACCGAAGUGACAAAACCGUCACAGGAGCUGGCACCACCUCCCCGCAGUAGUGGGAUAUCGCUGGUUCAUGUUGGGUUAAUGGCCAGCGUAGUGGCUCUCAGUGGCGCAGCAGUGAUGGUUUACUUGAAACGAUCUCAGCUGUGA